AUGUAUAUACGUGCGUACAGGGCAGGAGGAGGAGUUGACCCCGCCGCCGACCGCCUUAGCGCGCUGCCCGACGCGCUCCUGCACCACGUGAUGUCUUUCAUGAAGGCAUGGGAGGUGGUGCGGACGUGUGUGCUCUCGCGGCGGUGGCGCGACCUCUGGGCCUCCGCGCCCUGCGUCGACAUCCGCGUCGGGCGGUACGGCGACGCCCCCGUGGACUUCGCCAAGUUCGUGUACCGCUUGCUGCUCGCCCGUGAGGUUCUUGCGCCGGUGGACACGCUCCGGCUGCGCUCGCCCGGUGAGGACGAUGAGGAUUUUGACGAUGACGAUGUUAAGAUGUGGAUCCGUAAUGCUAUCAAACGGAAGGCUCGGGCUAUUCAGCUCAACGGGCAUCUCAAUUUGUAUGCGGAGUUGGAUCACAUGGACUUCAUCUCUUGCCACCUCAGGAUCUUGAAACUGUCGUAUACUGAGCUGGAUGAUAAGGUCAUCAGGCAACUUUCUUCUCGGUGCAAAAGGCUAUAAGAUCAGCAGUUUGGAAACCAUGACGAUGGCCUCGAUUGCAGUAAGGGCAGUAAAUAUCAUGGUUGCAGUGCAAAGUAUGUGAUCAAUGAUUACAAGAAAUUAGGUGGCCAAAAUGUUCUUCACAGCCUUUUGAAUGCUCGAAAUCUGGAGCUAUUAGGUCAUUCAGGAGAGGUUGUUCUGAGGAGAGAAUCGAUGAGUUGUCCAACUUUUAGCAACUUGAAGACUUUGGCCCUUGGUGAGUGGUGUAUCAGUACGGGUGCUGAUUUUGACAUAUUAAUUCUCUUACUUCAGCAUUCACCUAAUUUGGAGAAGCUUUUUCUUCAACUUGAAAUGAGCUUUGACAUCCAGAAGGCAUUGGGAAGAAGUAUAAAAUCAAAGGGAGGAUCGUUUGCUUGCAAACACCUUAGUAUGGUGAAGAUCAGAUGCACCAAGGAUGAUCCAAGAGUCCAUAUGUUGGCGCAGUUAUUUAGGUCUAAUGGUGUACCGCUUGAGAAUAUUUAUGUCCCUCGGAGGGGGAGUUUUCACCUUUGUAACUUGAAGCUGGAGAGGGAGAUAACUAUCAGUGAACUGCGUGACAUUGGACCCUAUUAAAGAGAGAGACGGGGAAAUGCAAGGCAUCAGGCAGGCGAGAAAACGCCAUAUUUUGCAUGCAAAGCUUUCGUCACUCUAAAUCAUGUGGAGAGCAAAACUGUUGACUCUGAGUACCUGGGUUAAUCGUUAGCACUGUUUUCUUUCAUACUUUGUCGUUUAACUUCAACUGCAUAUGGGUAUCUAAGUUUCACCUUGCAUGGUGAUGAUAGGCCAAAAUACAUAUAAUAGCGUGUGACGCUGAAGCUUAUGAUUUCAUCCUUUAAUUUGACCAUGGAGAUACGGGUGGCUUUGACGCUCGAAUCUUUCUUUCAA
Molecule: messenger RNA, 1422 nt
Organism: Phragmites australis (common reed)
Lineage: Eukaryota; Viridiplantae; Streptophyta; Magnoliopsida; Poales; Poaceae
Product: F-box protein At5g03100-like
Molecular function (GO): protein binding
Source: RefSeq, a predicted model, not a curated record